Akanthomyces muscarius is the source of this 546-nucleotide messenger RNA. RefSeq lists its product as uncharacterized. The transcript has a single exon. The record is from RefSeq and is a predicted model, not a curated record. Lineage: Eukaryota; Fungi; Ascomycota; Sordariomycetes; Hypocreales; Cordycipitaceae. Bases 1 to 546 code for a protein of 181 amino acids. Gene Ontology annotation, molecular function: acyltransferase activity, transferring groups other than amino-acyl groups.
AUGACUGUCCAAGAGCUCUCCAUCCGCAAGGUCACGCUGGAGACGCUCCCUGCCAUCCACGCCCUUGUCGAGAGCUCCUUUCGCGGGCGCCACGCCGAGAAGGGCUGGUGCAGCGAGGCCGAGUUCUUCACCGGCGCGCGCAUCACGCCCGCGGGCAUGCUGGAAAAGUUCCACAGCCCGAGCACCACCUUCCUCGCCGGCUACGACCCCGGCAGCGGCGCGCUCGUCACCUGCUGCGAGAUUGUUCAAAAGAACGCCGACGUGUGCUACUUUGGCCUCUUCGCGGUGGACCCAGAGCGGCAGGGCGGCGGCAUCGGCAGCCGCGUGCUGCGCGAGGCCGAGCGGUACGCCCGCGCGGAGCUCGGCUGCGCGAGGAUGGAGAUGCAGGUCAUUGACAGGCGCGACACGCUGAUUGCGUACUACGUCCGAAGGGGCUACGUACUGACAAAGGAGACGCGUCCGUUUCCGUACGAGCUGUUUGGGGAGGGCACCAUUCUUCGGGAUGAUUUGCGCUUUGCGGUGUUGGUGAAGGAGUUGGAGGCGUAG